CAGGUACGACGUCAUCCCCGUCUUUCUGUCUCUCUGCAGCUACUGCUGCUGUUGGCUGUCUAGACGGGUAGGCAGACGUUGGGCACAGCAAAGCACGGCUGCAGCGGCUUCGCUUCGAACACUUGCGCGGAGGAGAGCCGAGAAUGCACCACUGACCCGGCAGUUAAUGCUGGAAAUGGCUGCUUGCAGGAAUAGAACUUGGGUACCGCCCCGACCAUUGGUCGAAAACCGAUACGUGUUUACGGCACUGGUCGGCCAAUCGUGGCGCACAGCGGAUCAGAAUGGCUACACACAUCGGCUGGAUUGUCAAAAAGCUACAUUGUUGAUCACGAUGACUUGACUUCAACGAUGCCGCUUUUCCCGACAACUAGGGACAUGAUGGCUACAUGGCUUCUUGCUAGAUAUCGUGUCCAACGUGCUCUGCUCUACAGACCUUGUUCGCUGCCUUGUGAAUGCCCAGGAGAAUCAAGGGUCGUUUCACUUUUGCUGACGAAUUUCUGAGUUCCGUGCACUGAAAUGUGCACCACAUCAAAUAUCCGGAUACACUCAUCCGGAUAACAAGUGUGAGGCUAUCAAUUUUUGAUCCACAAGGACAAACUCCACCGAGCUCUGUCAGUACUUUAUCGUCAUGGCUCUGUCAGUGCGCGCCAAGAACUUAAUCCUCGGCGGCAGCCUCGCCACCUUCGCGUCCUCUAUUUUCGCCUACACUUUCUACCAGAUGAGCCGGGACGACUUCAAGGACUUGGACACUGUGAAGGUGAAUGUGCACUCAAGCGGCAUGAAGCCUUCAACCGCUGGCAAGAACGACGAGUAAGAAGGUCAUUGUGCCGCGACGCAUUCACGCUAAAUACCAGAAAACAGACAUUUCUCUCGUGCGUCGGCAUCUGAAGAAACAGUAAUUUGUUCACUUCACUGUAUUAACACCAACACGAGAUUGGGGGAGCGUAUAUGUAUGAGCGACUUAGAGCCGCGAGAUUUUAUUUAAACAGCGCUGACUUGAGCUGCCCACUUAGACUGUUGUGUCCUAUAGGUCUUCGAUCUCGUUAGCUCUCCAAUCCACCCCCUUCGAUUGCGUUGCCGACUAAACCAGCGAGCACCUGCGGAGUGAAACGUCAUUGAUUUACCGGAAUACAGCAGUUCGCUGCGCAAGAACCUGGUCAGCAGCGAUGAGAAACACAAUAAAAACGAGUCGUCAGCUGACUCUGCCUCGUUAAACAGCCUUUCACCACUAGCAAACGGGCGCACCUUGGCCAUGAGGCGCUGGGACUUGGUGGACGUCUU
Messenger RNA from Phytophthora nicotianae INRA-310, 1281 nucleotides. RefSeq lists its product as hypothetical. Bases 629 to 814 code for a protein of 61 amino acids. NCBI's taxonomy places the organism in Eukaryota, Oomycota, Peronosporomycetes, Peronosporales, Peronosporaceae. The transcript is spliced from 4 exons. The record is from RefSeq and is a predicted model, not a curated record.